AUGAGGGCCGAUGAGGCAGCUAGAAGUAGUUAUGUGCACUUGGAAGAUGAGGAAGAUGAUCCAGAUAUGCAAGAGGCCCUACAUCAAUCACGUCAGGAGUUUCAAUUUCAGCAGAAGGCCGGUCCACGGUAUGAGAGGGGUGGUGGCUCUGGUUCAGGAGGUGGCCCAAGAUUGACGAGGAGUCAGACACAGAUCCCUCAAAGACUUAGAGAUUUCCACCUAGCGACCGUCUCUGGACCGCGGCAGUCAAGGAUAGAUACUGGACCAUGGACCAACAAGGGUAGGAGUGCGAAGGAAAGGGUGGGAAAAGCUUGGGCAAAGGCACUGCAUGCACUUGGUAUACCUGGUAGGAAAGUGGAUGACCCCUAUUUCAGGGCAGCCAUCAUAGAGACACAAAACCAAGGAGUUGGUGUCCAGCUGCCAACUGGCAAGGAGAUAGAUGGCAAGUACUUGGACGCUACUAUAACUGAGAUUGAAAAGGAGAUAGAGAAGUGGAAGGAAGAGUGGCCACAACAUGGUCUGAUAAUUAUGUGUGAUUCUUGGACCGGUCAAUGGGAUGAUGUACUUUUGGAAGUCUGUGAUGCAACUGGUGUGGUUCAAGACCAUGCAUUCUUGCUAACGGAGAUCAAAAAAAAUGUACGUGAUGUUGGGCCCGAAAAUGUUGUGCAGAUUGUCACAGAUAAUGGCUCAAACUUCAAGAAGACAUGUGCGUUGUUGCAUGAGGAGUACAACCAUAUCGUGUGGCAGCCAUGUCUUGCACACACCAUCAACCUCAUGUUGAAGGAUAUAGGGAAAUGGCCUGAGCACGAUGCAAUGAUCAAAAGUGCCCAGAGGAUAUGCAGCUGGAUGUACAAUUCAAAUAGUCUACAUGCCAUGAUGAGUAAAGCCAUAGGAGGUGAGUUGGUUAAAUGGAAUGCAACUAGAUUUGGCACCAAUUACAUGUUUCUAGAGACCUUUUUGAGGAAGAAGGAUCAAUUCAUGGCAUGGAUGGUGUCUCCAGAAUUCAGAAAUUCACGCCAUUUCAAGUCACCUGAAGGUCAGUAUGCAUUUCGGUCUCUCACAGCACUUGACUGGUGGAAUGCCAUGCAGAGUGUUAUUGAUGAUGUUGAGCCUCUAUACAUUUUUUUGAGAUUUGCUGAUCAUGACAAGACUCCAACUUUGGGAGAAGUGCUCAUGGAAUAUCAAAACACAAGGCAAACAUAUGUGCAAGCUGCUUGUACACUCCAUCCAUAUGUCAAUUAUGUAAGUGGAGUGACGGACGGUGUACUGGGAGAUAUGAAGAGGGGGAUGGAAAUGAUGUUUGACACAACCAGAGCGACCAAAGCACUUCAGGAGUAUGAGUACUUCAGGAGGAAGUAUGGAGAAUUUGGGAGCGACUUAGCUAUUAGGAUGGCAAUGGAUCGCUCCACCUCGCCAGCUAGUUGGUGGUCUAUGUUUGGAUCAGAUACACCAACACUUCAGAGGGCAGCGAUGCGUCUACUCUCACAAUGUGUGUCCUCAAGUGGAUGUGAAAGAAAUUGGAGUACGUUUGCCUUCAUCCAUACAAAGCUACGCAAUAGGAUGGGUCACAAGAAGCUCCACAAAUUGGUGUUUGUCAACUACAACCUUCGGCUUCGUAUCCAGCGUGCUAAAGCCACACCUGAGCCAAGUGACUUCGAUCCUAUUGCCGGUAUGAUGGACCUCUCAUUGUAUAGGCAACAAUCAGCUAUUCGCAAGUGGAUGGAGCUAGGGAGGUCCAAUGCAGCGCCGGCUUUGGAUGAGGAUUCUGAUUUAAGUGACACCCCAGUUCCUAGCACCAUCGUUACAGAUAUUGCACGUGAUAUUCCAGAGCUACGGAAUUUGGAUGUACGUGAAUGGGCAGAAGAGACUGUUGGUGACACACAUGUUGGUAAGAGAAAGACACGUGUUGGACCAUCGGAUCGGCAAAGGAAGAAAGGAAAAAGACAGGAUGACAUUGAAGAGGAAGAAUUUAGAACAGAUGACAGCACACCUGAUCCUAGUGUCGGUGAUGAUGAUGAUCAUGAUGAUGGGGGUGACGACAGCAGCACCGAUGCUAGUGAUGAUGGGAUUGGCAGUGGGGGAUAUGUAGGCGGAGGUGGCGGGGGUGAUGAUGUAGUUGGAGGUGGAGAGGGUAUGAGGUUUACCGGGGAGAGCCAGUUCACUCAUGCCACACAAGAUACGGAUCAUGGUGCACCUAGCUCACAAUGACAGACUAGAAGCAGUGCACGUCAUUCUAUUCCCCAUGAUGAUGAUAGCUCUAGCUCAGUGAACACAGACUAUACUUAUCCACACUAUCCAUAUGACCAACCAUAUGCAUAUCCAUCAUCACAUCGAGUACCCUAUUUGCCACCCCCCUAUGUUGGCUAUACAAGCACCAACAUGCAAGAUGCUUACAAUGUGCAGGCUCAAGGAUAUGCGACAUAUGGUGCCUAUGGCGCAUAUGGGGCCUAUGGAGCCUAUGGCAAUAGCUCAUAUCAACAGGAUGAGACUGAAGAAUAAACUCCAUGUGGUAUGUAUCGUGUGAACUACUAUGUAUUAUGUAUAUUGACGAUGAUGGUUUGUAAGAACUACGGUUGUGAUGAUUUGUAUGGACUAUGAUUGUGAUGACUUGUAUGGACUGUAGUUGUGAUGAUUUGCAUGGACUAUUGUUCUGAUGAUCUAUAUGGACUA
Molecule: messenger RNA, 2670 nt
Organism: Panicum virgatum (switchgrass)
Lineage: Eukaryota; Viridiplantae; Streptophyta; Magnoliopsida; Poales; Poaceae
Exons: 5
Coding region: 1-2208 (735 amino acids)
Molecular function (GO): protein dimerization activity
Source: RefSeq, a predicted model, not a curated record